Cyprinodon variegatus (sheepshead minnow) is the source of this 2081-nucleotide messenger RNA. It is a transcript of the gene cel, whose product is annotated as carboxyl ester lipase. Gene Ontology annotation, cellular component: postsynaptic specialization membrane; cell surface; synapse. The coding region runs from base 512 to 2047 and encodes 511 amino acids. Gene Ontology annotation, biological process: neuron cell-cell adhesion; synaptic vesicle endocytosis; postsynaptic membrane assembly. The transcript has 12 exons. Gene Ontology annotation, molecular function: sterol ester esterase activity; triacylglycerol lipase activity; signaling receptor activity. The record is from RefSeq and is a predicted model, not a curated record. Lineage: Eukaryota; Metazoa; Chordata; Actinopteri; Cyprinodontiformes; Cyprinodontidae.
GCAGCCAGCUUGCUUGGACUCGAAUGGAUCACGGGAUACCCUAAGUGAAGAAGAAUAAACUGGACCUGUCCUUCCAACCAGGCUAAAAGAAUGCUGCACUUGUCGGCUGCGUACAAAGGAGUCUUCGAAUCCAAAGAGAAGUUGCACAGAUAAAUCUGACCUUUGGAGGAUGCAGCCCCCACAUUUGAACAUAGCCUCUGUGUCUUUCAAACCUGCCACACCGAAGAGGAGCCAUCAUGGAAGGUCACAUGCAAAGACCAGAAUCUGCAGACUGAUCAAGGCUAAGUGGAGACGUGGCUAGCUUCAGAACCAGAUCUGUGCAAAACAGACCUUUUAUAUAAUUUCUCUGAGUUACAGGGAACUUUCAGUUGCUGAAGAGACUGAAGGAGUGGAGCACUUGAGAAGAAAAAGCUCCCCUGGAAAGUUUCCCUUCUUGCAAUCGCUUGGUGUUGUCUCUACCGAGGGAGGACAGGUAGAGGGAAAAAAUGUUUACCUUGGGUACAAGCGCUACAUGGACAUUUUCAAAGGCAUUCCCUUUGCUGGGGUUCCUGGAAGGUUUGAGAAGCCAACGCGUCACCAAGGCUGGGAUGGUAUUCUGAAGGCCACUAGCUACAAGGAGAGAUGCCUUCAGCUGACUAUUCUAAUGAAUGAUGUCUAUGGCAGUGAGGAUUGUCUCUACCUGAAUAUCUGGGUUCCUCACAUCAAAUCGGUGGCCUCCGAUCUCCCUGUUAUGGUCUGGAUCUUUGGUGGAGGUUUCCUGGUUGGCGGCUCAAUGGGCGCUAACUUCCUAGAUAACUAUCUGUACAGCGGACAGGAAAUCGCAGACAGAGGAAAUGUUAUUGUUGUGACACUAGGAUACCGUGUGGGAGCUCUUGGCUUCCUGAGCACCGGUGACUCUUCUAUGCCAGGAAAUUAUGGUCUGUGGGACCAGCAGGCCGCCAUCGCAUGGGUGCACAGAAACAUCAAAUCAUUUGGAGGAGACCCCAACAAAAUCACCAUCUUUGGAGAGUCUGCUGGAGGAGCCAGUGUUAGCUUUCAGACCCUCACUCCGCACAACAAGGGGCUCAUAAGGAGAGCCAUCUCUCAGAGCGGUGUUGCUCUUUGCCCUUGGGCUGUUAACAGAAACCCUCGCAAGUUUACGGAAGAGAUUGCUCUGAAAGUCAACUGUCCCACCGAUCAUAACAUGGCCAAGUGUCUUAAGAUGACCGAUCCCAAGACUCUGACUUUGGCGGCAACUAUCAAUUUGUCCGGUUCUCCUGACGCCCCUAUUGUGUACAACCUGGCUCUGUCUCCUGUGAUUGAUGGCGACUUCCUGCCAGAUGACCCGUCCAAUCUGUUCCACAAUGCUGCCGACAUUGACUACAUGGCUGGAGCUAAUGACAUGGAUGGACACAUCUUCACAGGCUUAGAUGUUCCAUCAGUCAACUCGGGCCUCUUAGACACCACUGUUGAUGAGGUGAAGAGGCUCUUGCGCUCCUUUACCAAGGAGAAAGGAACGCUUGGUUCGGACAAUGCCUUUGCCACAUACAGCUCAGAGUGGGGAAGUAAUCCAAGCGGGAAAGAUAUCAAAAAAACUGUUGUGGCCAUCGAAACAGACUACAUCUUCUUGAUUCCAACUCAGGCAGCUCUUUAUCUUCAUGCCUCCAAUGCUGGAACUGGUCGCACCUAUUCGUACCUGUUCUCCGAACCCAACCGUCUGGGAGGCCUCCUCACACCCUUCCCCAGCUGGCUUGGAGCUGACCACGCUGAUGACUUGCAGUAUGUCUUCGGAAAGCCAUUCUCCACCCCACUGGGAUACUGGCCUCGCCACCGUGACGUUUCUGGAUACAUGAUCGCCUACUGGACCAACUUUGCCAAGACGGGAGACCCUAACACAGGAGAUCUGAGUGUUCCUGCUUCAUGGCCAGCAUUCACGUCCACUGGACACAAGUUUGUAGAAAUCAAUGGAGACAUGGACAGCAGCUACGUAAAAGAGAAGCUUAGGAUGCGUUAUGUGAAUUUCUGGACCAGCGUCUUGCCCAACCUUCCUACAAUCUACUCAGAUUAAAGAUCUUGUGUUUGUUAUAAAUCCAAUUGUCAAC